GGGUGAGCCUCAGCGGGAACCAGGGCUCGGUCUUCCUCAAGGAGCGUCCCAAGCCCUUCGUGAGUUGUCUGAUGGAUCUGCCCCUGGAGAAGAACUUCCAGACUACCGGGGAGGCACCGACCAGAUCUCUGAAGACCGACGAAGUCCUGGAGAUCCUGGAGGGUCCACGACAGGACGUUCGGGAUGCUGUCAGCCGGGCACGCGUGAAGACCUUGAAGGACUCCUUGACGGGCUGGGUGACCUUGAGCAGUGGUGGACAAGUCCAAGCACAAGCCGGACAACAGAGGUUUUGGGAAUGCAUGACGGGCGUAGCCAUCACCGAUGGACCCAACAUCAAGGUCUGCAAGGUCCUCAGAAAGCUGGAGGUGGGCGAAGUGGUGCGGCUUUUGGAAGGUCCUGAAAUCGACAAGGACACGGGCGUGACCCGACUGAAGGCGCUUUGCAUCCAGGAUAACCUGGAGGGCUGGGUCACCACUCUUGGCAACGCUGGCACCGUGUACGCGGAGGAGAAGACUGACAUCUACAGCGUCGUGUGCGAGGCUCUACCACUGCAAAAGGCGUUCAUCGACCUGAGUACUGGCACCCUGCGGAUGCUUCAGAAGGACGAAGCCUUUGAGGUUCUUGAAGGCCCCAAGGAAUUCCAACCGGAGCCUGCCGAGCGGAUGAAGGGCCGUGCCGUGGCGGACGGCCAAGUGGGUUGGGUGACGGUCACCAACAAAAGGGUAAAGAGAUGGUACCCUAGCUACAUCUGCAAGCAAAGCUGUGUGAUGCAAGACACGCUGAACACCGUCUCCGCUGGGCCCUCGAACACCGUGCGACGGGUGGAGGAAGGUGAGCUCCUGGAGGUGCUCGAUGGUCCUCAGGAGGACAAAGCAGCGAGUUUGCUGAGAAUAAAAGCGAAAGCUCGCAAGGAUCAAGCAGUAGGCUGGAUCACAUUGAAAGGAAACCAAGGAACAGUAUUCCUCACACAGUGGAGCAGGAAAGAUGAAGAACAAUUGAAGCAGAAACAACGAUCACUUCAAGAAGGACUCGGCAAGGACGCGUGAGGGGGAGUUGUCACAUGGCCACAUGGAGAUCAAGGGAUGAACAUGGUUUCCCGGUCCAAAAACUCGCAAAAACUACCUUAAACCCCAAGCGUUGAACAGUCGUUUCCGGGUGCCUGUGGCGCCUGUGGCUCUCCGUCUCCCGCAGUUUGGGGCAAAAAACCGUCCUUCAGCCGUGAGCUUUGAGGGGCGUUGCCGUUCAGCGGGGCGGUCAGAUGGGAAUGGCCGCUGUCGUUCACGCGGAUCUUCAUGAAGUUGUGACGUGGGUGCGGAUAGGUCGG
Messenger RNA from Cladocopium goreaui, 1324 nucleotides. The record is from the annotation of a GenBank genome assembly. NCBI's taxonomy places the organism in Eukaryota, Dinophyceae, Suessiales, Symbiodiniaceae.